AUGGCAAAAGCUAUGGAUUUCUUUGACACGCGAUUUUUUAGGAUCAACAAGCUCUUCCUGUCCUUUGUAGGUCUCUGGCCGUAUCAAACGUCCUUCAUGAAAGCGCUGACCCUUUCGUUCGCUAUAUUUGGCAUCGGUAUAAUGUGUCUGCCGCAGAUCGCGUAUUUGAUGGAACGCGCGGACGAUCUGGACAUCGUGUUUGAACUCAUGCCGACCAUAACCGGCACGGUGAUAUGCGUUGCAAAAGUGAUCAGCCUGACACGCAAUUCCGAAAAGUUUAAGGUGCUUUUGCAACAGACGCACGAGGAUUGGGACAAUCUGCUGACCGUUCAAGAAAUGCGAAUUUUGACGAGCUACGCCGAAAACGGUCGGAAGUUCACAUUGGCGUAUUCAAUUUCCAUAAUUGGAUUUGUAUUUUGUUACGCUUUGCUGCCCCUCGCCGGACCCGUACUCGACGUUAUCUCGCCCGCGAACGAAACGAGACCGAGAAAAAUGCCACAUCCGGCUGAAUACUUUUUGAAUCAAGAAGAGCAUUAUUAUCCGCUAUUGCUCAGCACAUACGCCGGUUACGUCGCGUGCGUUUCAAUCGCAGUGGCCGCUGAUAUCAUGUACGUUUCGCUGGUGGAACAUAUCUGCGGGAUGUACGGUAUACUGUGUCAUCGCCUGGAGAAUUUGACGACGUGCGAUGAAUUGCAGUGGAUCGACAACGGGUUCAAAGAAAUCGGUCGUCGUGCGCGAUGCUGCAUACAACUGCACGAGAGAAUAAGACUAUUUACAGAGACGAUGGAGUCCACGUUCUCGUUGUUUCUUCUGUUCGAUGUCGGACUGGGAUUCGUGCUGCACACCUCCUCGUGCGUGAUGAUCGUCGUACGAACGGGACGAUCGUCCGAGAUUGUGCGAUACGUGGCCCUCGUGCUGCUGCAGAGUUGUCGAUCAUUUUUCAACAGUUGGGCCGGACAAGAAAUGACCGAUCAUAGCGCCGGAAUCUCGAUAGCGGCUUACAACGGGAUGUGGUACGACGCGCCAGUGGACGUGCAAAAAAUGUUGAUACUACUGAUCGCGAGGAGCCAAAAGGCGAACCGACUAAGAAUAGCGAAGCUGUACGUCAUCAAUUUAGAAGGUUUCAGCACGAUCACGUACCUGAUAAAAUGUGCGGAAACUGUGGACGAUAUGUACAACGUGUUACCGCCGCUCAUUGGCUCAUAUAUAGGCCUCAUAAAGGCGAUCAGUUUUCGUUCGGGAAUCGAAAAAUUUAGGAUGCUCAUUCAAUACGUGUGUUACGAUUGGCGUCUGGUGACGAGGAAGCGCGAGGACAUGCGAAUUUUUAUGGAGUACGUCGAGAGAAGUCGGAUAUUCACGAAAGCCUAUUCAAUCUUCAUCAUGACGGGCGUAAUCAGCUACGUUACAGCGCCGUUCACCGUACGGAUACUCGAUGUUGUUAUAGCAAACGAGAACGUGACGAGAACAAAACGAUUUCCGCACUCGGCCGAGUUCUUCGUGGACAUGGAAAAGCAUUAUUACAUUCUCAUGUCGAUUACGUACGCGGGAUAUUUCGCGGCCUGCACCAUAUUCAUCGCGAUCGAUAGCGUCUACUUCAUGCUGCUGCAACACGUCUGCGGUAUGCUUGCCAUAUUAUGUCAACGUUUGGAGACACUUGCCGACGCGCACGAUAAAUCCGGAUACAAAGAUCAUGGGCGCACAUCCAAAAGGGACAAGAAUGUUGAAAAUAUGACGCAGUGCGUGCAACUGCAACUCAGAAUAGAAAGGUUUAUGCGAAUAAGAAUCGUAACCUGCGAGGAUAGCAUGGAGAUGAUAAGAUACGGUCCGUUAUUGUUUAUGCAAAUUUCGCGAAUUUUCUUUAAUUGCUGGAUAGGCCAGCAAAUAAUAGAUCACAGCUGUCAGCUUCCGGUUGCGACAUACAAGGGAAUGUGGUACGAAACGUCUUUGGAAAUAAAGAAAAGAUUACCGCUUCUGUUGGCGAAGUGUCAAAAAUCGUAUCGCAUAACCAUGGCCAAAUUGUUUGUAAUCAGUUUGGAGAGUUACAGCAAGACAAUCUACGACAACCGCUAUUAUUAUCUGAACAAAAAUUUUCUGAUCGUUAUUGGCCAAUGGCCAUAUCAGUCGCGACUGACAGCCAACGUGAUGCUCGCCGCCGCGGUGUUCUUUAUUUUCAGCUCGACGGCGCUCGAGUUCUGGGGCCUGAUAGCCGGGAUAAAAGAUAUGAGCAUUGUCAUGGAGAACAGUUCGCCACUGUUGGUGAACACCUUCAUCAUCGUGAAAUUAUCCAAUUGUUUCUUCAAUAAGCACAAACUGCAGAUAAAGAAACUUAUAGAUGACAUCGAGGAAACCUGGAAGAUGAAGCAAGACGGUCCGGAGAAUGAGACAUUGCGGAGUUACGCGGAGAAGAGCAAGGUUUUCUCCAAGCAGUACGCGUUCGGUCUUUAUGUGACGUGGGUGUUUUACUCUACGAUGCCAGUCAUUGUUAGCGGAGUGUAUCGCUUAUUGCCAACGAACGACACCUACGAGGCCAAAUUUCUGUAUCGUUUGGAACACGUUGUAAACAUGGACAAAUACUUCAAUCUGUUGAUGUUCCACGGAUUCCUCGCCACGUUCUACCUAGUGUCGGUACCGAUAGCUCUCGAUACUCUCUUCAUGGUUUGCGCGCAGCAUAUCUGUUCGCUGUUCGAGAACAUACGGUACAACUUGGAGCAGAUACCAGCACGCACGAACGUAACGCUCAGGCCAAACAUAACAGACGACAAGGAUUACGACAUCAUAAUAUACUGCAUCAAGUGGUACAAACACACUUUAGACUUUUCAGAGUUGCUCUCAUCUACUUUUGCAAUGUCUUUCCUCAUCGUGCUGGGAACCACAGUAAUAUGUUUAAGUUUCACCGCGGCUGAACUGAUAAUGGCGGACUUUCAGGUGGAUGAAAUUAUCAGAAUACUUACCAACAACUUGGCGCAAUUAUUGCACCUUUUGGUUUUGAAUUUGAGCUCUCAACUAAUAAUCGAUUCUAGCAGCGAAUUUCAAACAACAAUUUACAGCUGCAACUGGUACACGACCUCACUGAGAUGCAGACACUUGUUAAAACUGACUUUAUUACGUGCCUCGAGACCGUGCCAAAUAAAAGCGGGCAAAAUGUACGUAAUGUCGAUGGAAACUUUCAGCUCGAUCUUGCAAGUGUCGAUGUCUUACUUCACGAUGCUCACGUCAAUGAUGAGCGCGGAGCAUUAUAAAAUCAAUCGGCUCUUCAUGUCGUGGAUCGGCCAAUGGCCGGAACAAUCCGGUUUUAACAAAUACUUUCUCUCCUUCAAUCUCAUCUUCGCUGUGGGCGGUCAAUUCUGCUUGCAAAUGUGCGGUCUGGUGGCAUCGUGGCAAGACUGGGAUCUCGUGAUCGAAUGUUCCUCUCCUAUCAUCAUCGACCUACUAUGUCUCGUGAAGUUCUUCAACUGUCUGUUUAACGCUCGUAACUUUAAGCGUCUUCUUGUUCAAAUGAGAGAUAGCUGGCGAUUGGCGACGUACGACGCUCAGAUCGAAAUUUUAAACCACUACACCAACAAAGGCAAAAAGCUGACUAAGAUGUAUGCGGCCAUAAUGUACGGCUCCAUGUCCAUGUACAUAACCAUACCCAUCCUGCCGUCCAUCGUGGCGAUUUUCACUAGCGCGAAUCAAACGCAAAUGUACGGCUUGCUGUAUCACGUGGAGGCUGUUUUCGACGUGGAGAAAUAUUAUUACAUCAUCUUGCUGCACUCGUAUUACACCACCUUUUUUCUGAUGACUAUCCCGGUAGCGGCGGACUCUAUGCUGAUAGUGUACGUGCAACACGCUUGCGGUCUUUUUCAUGCCGUAGGAUAUCAGUUAGAAAAUGUGAAACAAGACGACAAUCUCGAUAUCAACGUUUGUUCGCUACACGAAUACGACGAAUGUUAUCGGGAGAUUAGCGACAGCGCCAUAAAACAUAAAGAAGUGUUGCAGUUUGCUGAAUUAUUGGCGUCCUCGUACAGCAUGUCUCUGCUUGUGCUGACGAUAUUGAACGUGACAGUUGUGACAUUUAGCGGAGUGCAGGCAGUGAUAAAUUUCGAUCAACCUGCGGAGGCAUUUAGGUUCGCGAUAACGGCCGUGUGUCUGAUGAUGCACUUUCUCUUCCUCAGUCUGCCGGGGCAAAAAUUGAUAGAUCACAGCUCCAGUGUACAUCAAUCUAUUUGCGCCGCAAAUUGGUAUGCCGUUUCCUUGAGAGCAAGAAAGUUGCUGUUCCUGAUGUUGAUGCGCUGCGAAGUACCGUGUCAGAUUACGGCCGGCAAAAUGAACGUCAUGUCUUUAAGAAAUUUCAGCGCGGUCGUGCAAGCGUCCAUGUCUUAUUUCACUGUACUAACGUCUAUGCGAUAA
This is a messenger RNA of Pseudomyrmex gracilis, 4389 nucleotides long. RefSeq lists its product as uncharacterized. The record is from RefSeq and is a predicted model, not a curated record. The transcript is spliced from 32 exons. The coding region runs from base 1 to 4389 and encodes 1462 amino acids. Gene Ontology annotation, cellular component: plasma membrane. Gene Ontology annotation, biological process: detection of chemical stimulus involved in sensory perception of smell; sensory perception of smell. Gene Ontology annotation, molecular function: odorant binding; olfactory receptor activity. Lineage: Eukaryota; Metazoa; Arthropoda; Insecta; Hymenoptera; Formicidae.